Molecule: messenger RNA, 1005 nt
Organism: Cynara cardunculus var. scolymus (artichoke)
Lineage: Eukaryota; Viridiplantae; Streptophyta; Magnoliopsida; Asterales; Asteraceae
Exons: 2
Coding region: 1-1005 (334 amino acids)
Biological process (GO): telomere maintenance; DNA repair
Molecular function (GO): DNA helicase activity
Source: RefSeq, a predicted model, not a curated record
AUGUGGCGGAUUUUUAGCUUUGCGCUUUAUCAAAUUCAACCUUAUGUGAUGGCUUUGCAAAUCCAUCUCCCUAAUAGGCAGAUGGUUAGGUUCAGAGAUGAUGAUGUAAUGACAGAUAUUGUUGCUAGAGAGAGUGGUAAACGAACAAUGUUGACUGCAUUUUUCGACAGAAAUAAAGAAGACGAGAGUGCAAGACAACAUUUAUAUAAAGACUUUCCAAAACAUUACACAUGGAAUGUGAGCGCACGUCGUUGGAAUCAGAGAAAACAAGGAUCAAUGAUAGGACGAUUGGUUUAUGCUAAUCCCGUCGAAGGAGAGCGGUACUACCUACUCCUACUUUUAUCUCAUAUUAGUGGGCCUACAUCUUUUAAAGAUCUAUUCACAGUCAAUGGCAUAUUAUACCCGACAUUCCCGAAAGCAGCACUUGAGAGAGGAGAUGUUCGCAAGUUGUGGGAUCAGCAUUACGAUUCACUUUCAGAAGAUUAUAGACGACAAUGCGAAAGUGUUGACCGAGUUCGGAAUAUUGUCCUAACUGACAUCACAAGCUUUCUACAAUCUAUGGGUAAAAAUCUUGAUGAUUUCGAUCUUCCAAAGAUAAAUGUAGAUACGAACUUACAAUUUGGAAGUUUUCAUGAGGUACAAGAGGAAUACUCCAUAGUUGUGGAAGACGAACAUUUACAUGCCCGAGAAUCCCAUAAUUUCGACCAAACAUACGCAUAUGAUGAGAUCAUGAAGCACGUAGACGAUGAUCRUUCAGGAGUAUUCUUCAUAGAUGGUCCAGGGGGGACUGGAAAAACRUAUUUGUACAAAGCAUUGCUUGCCAACAUUCGUUCUCGUGGUCUCAUUGCUCUUGCCACUGCUUCUUCAGGUGUUGCAUCUAAUAAUAUGCCUGGGGAGAGAACAGCUCACUCCCGAUUUAAAAUUCCCCUUAAUCUUGAUAACAACUCCAUGUGCAACAUAAAAAAACAAAGCGGAACUGCUAAAUGCUACGGGAUGCAAAUAUAA